AUGAUUAAACAACAGCAACUUAAGGCGCAAAGCGCCCAGGUCCUUCAGACCAUUACAUACGCCAUAUAUGCAUAUAAUUCAAAGACGGCAGAACAAACGCAAAGGUUGAAAUAUGGAGAUUUGGAGAUAGUAUUGAAAAAUGACCAUUUCGAAUUCGUUUGCAAAGGUGGUGCAGUGAUAUCAAAUAUAAAAGAAAUUUUAUUUAUGAAUUCAAAAAUUAAAGGAAUAACGGAUGAUAUAACAUCAAUUCCACCAGAAGAACAGAGAUAUUACGCAUUAAAUGCAUUUCCUAAAGUUUUGAAGAUUGGAAGAUUUAAUUUAAAUGAGGAAUUCAUAGAAGGUUUCCUAAACGACAUAAUGAAGAAGGUGGAUAAGGAAUAUGUGGAUAGUGAAUUAAAUAAGAAGGCAAAUUUGGUUUAUGUUGAUGAAAAAGAUAAUGAAAUUAAAGAAAAGGUUGAAUGGUAUCAUGAAUGGACAUCGGAGACUUUUAAAAUUAAAGCUGAUACAGGAUGGGUUUCAGGAUGUUUAGACCUUAAAGCAGAUAAAACUUAUGUAGAUGAAAAUUAUGCAAAGAAGUCGGAAGUAAAUGAUGUGAUUACAAGCAUGAAAAAUGAAAUACUUCAAACAUUAUAUCCUGUUGGUUCUAUUUAUACGUCAAUGAAUUCAACAAAUCCAGCAACAGUUUUAGGUUUUGGUACGUGGAAGCAGAUUGUAGAUAAAUUCUUAUACUGUGCUAGAUAUUCAAAGCAAACAGGAGGUUCGAAGAAAAUUAAAGAAGCAAACCUUCCACCACACACUCAUACAGGAACUACAAACUUUUCUGGCGACCAUAGACACUCAUUAAGAGACCACCCAUUAUACAACUCAGACUAUGAAGCCGGUUAUGAUGUUUUAUCUCCAGCUUAUAACGAUUCAACAAAAAAGACUUUUCGACAAACUGAACCAGGAGGAAAUCAUGUCCAUACUUUCACAACAAAUCCAACAGGCUUGG
This is a messenger RNA of Trichomonas vaginalis G3, 991 nucleotides long. Its product is annotated as keratin-associated protein family. The annotation marks the transcript as partial. The transcript has a single exon. NCBI's taxonomy places the organism in Eukaryota, Parabasalia, Trichomonadida, Trichomonadidae. The record is from RefSeq and is a predicted model, not a curated record.